CUCAAUCGCCGAGCUUGACGGCGGCUUUCCUGCGCGUGAUGGCGCCCCGCCCCGCCCCGCCCCCAAUUCCCAUAAGCCCGCUGAUGGGCUCAGCUAAUUGGCUUGGUGGCUUAGGGGCCGGCGCGGUUCACUUUGCGCCUGGAUCGCAGCCGCGCCAAACUGUUUGCGCCCGAGGACCCGCUAGGUGAGGUGAGGUGCGGCCGCGCGCGAUGGGAGCCCCCCCGGCCCACCGUGGCCCGGCCUGACGCAGGCGGCGGCGGCGGCACGUUGCGAGCUCAAGAUGCCCUUCCUGCCCGUCAAGUUCGACCUGCAGAAGCGGGUCAAGCUGGCCCAGGGCCUGUGGAUCCUCUACUGGCUGUCGGUCGCGGCCGGCGCGCUCCUCCUGGGCCUGGGCGUCUUCUUCAAGGUGGAGCUGCGCAAGCGCAGCGAGCUGAUGGACCAGAGCGAGAGCCACCUGCUGCCCAACCUGCUGAUCCUGGCGGGGCUGCUGGCCUGCGCGCUCAACGCCUUCGGCGGCAAAGUGUGCCACGACUCGCUGGACCCGCUCAAGUACUCCAAGUGGAAGCCCGGCCUGAGGAGGUUCCUGCUGCUGUGCUGCGCCUUCAACGCGCUGCUGCUGCUGCUGGCGCUGCUCUGCUUCCUCCUGCAGUUCGCCGUCUACCUGACGCUGUCCCGCGGCCUGAAGAACAGCAUCCGCUUCUACAAGGACACCGACACGCCGGGCCGCUGCUUCAUGAAGCGCACGCUGGACUUGACGCAGAUCGAGUUCCGCUGCUGCGGGAACGUCAACUUCCGCGACUGGUUCGAGGUCCAGUGGAUCAGCAACCGCUACCUGGACAUGAGCGACGGCCAAGUCAAAGAUCGCGUGCUGAGCAACGUGGACGGCAAGUUCCUGAUGGACAGCGUCCCGUUCAGCUGCUGUAAUCCGGGAUCGCCUCGGCCUUGCAUCCAGCACCACCUGACCAACAACUCGGCCCACUACGACUACGACCACCGCGUCGAGGAACUCAACAUUUGGACGCGGGGCUGCCGCGAGGCCCUCUUCUCCUACUUCAGCGGCCUGAUGACCGGCGUCGGCGUGCUCGUCGCCGCCACCGUCCUGCUGCAGUGUGCAGACAUGGCAGGCCUGAAGUACCUGAGCACCGCUCUGGAGACCAUGAGCGACCCCGAGAACCCUGAAUGCGAGAGCGAAGGCUGGCUGCUGGAAAAGAGCGUCAAGGAGACGCUGGUGGAGACGCUGGCCAAAAUCAAGACGCUGGGCAAGUCCAACCACGUCCAGGAGGGCGACCAGGAAGGCCAAGCGUGAGACGGAGCGAGCGCCCUUGCUCACUAACACGCUGGAUAAAGAAACACGUCGCAAACAUGGUGCCACCCAACAUCAUCUUCACUUCUUGUACAACAUGGAAUCGUGUUGUUUUUUUUAACUUUUGUAGUGACGCA
Hippocampus comes (tiger tail seahorse) is the source of this 1440-nucleotide messenger RNA. It is a transcript of the gene prph2b, whose product is annotated as peripherin 2b (retinal degeneration, slow). NCBI's taxonomy places the organism in Eukaryota, Metazoa, Chordata, Actinopteri, Syngnathiformes, Syngnathidae. The record is from RefSeq and is a predicted model, not a curated record. Gene Ontology annotation, cellular component: plasma membrane. The transcript is spliced from 3 exons. Gene Ontology annotation, biological process: visual perception. Bases 281 to 1306 code for a protein of 341 amino acids.